This is a messenger RNA of Thermochaetoides thermophila DSM 1495, 1785 nucleotides long. Its product is annotated as phosphoenolpyruvate carboxykinase-like protein. The transcript has 4 exons. Bases 1 to 1785 code for a protein of 594 amino acids. Gene Ontology annotation, biological process: gluconeogenesis. NCBI's taxonomy places the organism in Eukaryota, Fungi, Ascomycota, Sordariomycetes, Sordariales, Chaetomiaceae. Gene Ontology annotation, cellular component: cytosol. The record is from RefSeq and is a predicted model, not a curated record. Gene Ontology annotation, molecular function: phosphoenolpyruvate carboxykinase (ATP) activity; ATP binding.
AUGAAGCACCCCGUCGUUGCUGGCAAUUCGUUCUACUCAAGCUCAUCAAGCACAACCGUCAACGGCCAUAGCAGCCAGCUUCUCUCUUCCCCAGAACUCUACUAUCCCGCCAACAUGAUCAACAACGCUGUCAAUAGGACCGGUCUUCACCCCGGCGGUGUCCCCGUCCGGACGGAACACACCGAAAUUGAGCAGGAGCUUCACGACAAGGCUCACAUCGACUACAACCGCGUCGCGAUUAUCCACAACCCCUCUGUUGCUCAGCUCUACGAGGAUGCCCUCGUGUACGAGACUGGUACCGCUAUUACCUCCAGCGGCGCCCUCACAGCCUACUCUGGCAAGAAGACCGGCCGGUCACCCCAAGACAAGCGCAUUGUCAAGGAGCCGACAUCAGAGAAGGACAUCUGGUGGGGUCCUGUCAACAAGCCCAUGAGCCCUGAGGUCUGGAAGAUCAACCGCGAGCGCGCCAUCGACUACCUCAACACCCGCAAUCGCAUCUACGUCGUCGACGGCUAUGCCGGCUGGGACGAGAAGUACCGUAUCAAGGUCCGCGUCGUCUGCGCGCGUGCUUACCAUGCCCUCUUCAUGCGCAACAUGCUCAUCCGCCCCCCUCGUGAGGAGCUCGAGAACUUCCACCCCGACUACACCAUUUACAAUGCCGGCUCCUUCCCGGCCAACCGCUUCACUGAGGGCAUGACCUCGUCAACCUCCGUCGCCAUCAACUUUGCCGAGAAGGAGAUGGUCAUCCUUGGCACCGAGUACGCCGGUGAGAUGAAGAAGGGCAUCUUCACCGUCAUGUUCUACGAGGGCCCCAUCAAGCACAACAUCCUGACCCUGCACUCCUCUGCCAACGAGGGCAAGGACGGCGACGUCACUCUGUUCUUCGGUCUGUCCGGUACUGGUAAAACCACUCUGUCUGCCGACCCCAACCGCGCUCUGAUCGGCGACGACGAGCACUGCUGGAGCGACCGCGGCGUCUUCAACAUCGAGGGCGGCUGCUAUGCCAAGUGCAUCGGCCUCUCGGCCGAGAAGGAGCCCGAUAUUUUCAACGCCAUCCGCUUCGGUUCUGUCCUCGAGAACGUCGUCUUCGACCCCGUCACCCGCGAGGUCGACUACGAUGACGCUACCCUCACUGAGAACACUCGCUGCGCCUACCCCAUUGAGUACAUCAACAACGCCAAGAUCCCCUGCAUCAGCAAUAGCCACCCCAAGAACAUCAUCCUCCUCACCUGCGAUGCCCGUGGCGUCCUGCCCCCAAUCUCCAAGCUCAACCGCGCACAGACCAUGUUCCACUUCAUCUCGGGCUACACCUCCAAGAUGGCCGGCACUGAGGACGGUGUUCUCGAGCCUCAGGCGACCUUCUCGUCCUGCUUCGCUCAGCCCUUCCUGGCCCUUCACCCCAUGCGCUAUGCCAAGAUGCUCGCCGACAAGAUCGAGCAGCAUAACGCCAACGCCUGGCUGCUCAACACCGGUUGGGUCGGCGCCGGCUUCGCCCAGGGAGGCAAGCGCUGCCCGCUCAAGUACACGCGUGCCAUCCUCGACGCCAUCCACUCGGGAGAGCUGGCCAAGGUCGAGUACGAGACCUAUGAGGUCUUCAACCUCCAGGUGCCCAAGACCUGCCCCGGUGUGCCCUCGGAGCUGCUCAACCCCAAGAACGCCUGGACUGCUGGUGCCCAGAGCUUCGAGACUGAGGUUAAGAAGCUUGGCAAGCUCUUCCUGGAGAACUUCAAGAAGUAUGAGAGCGAGGCUACUGAGGAUGUUAAGAAGGCUGCGCCAGUUGUGUAA